Molecule: messenger RNA, 459 nt
Organism: Folsomia candida
Lineage: Eukaryota; Metazoa; Arthropoda; Collembola; Entomobryomorpha; Isotomidae
Product: long-chain fatty acid transport protein 4-like
Exons: 3
Coding region: 1-459 (152 amino acids)
Molecular function (GO): long-chain fatty acid transmembrane transporter activity; long-chain fatty acid-CoA ligase activity
Source: RefSeq, a predicted model, not a curated record
AUGGAUAAAUUUGGAUACGUCUAUUUCAAGGAUAGGACAGGGGAUUCGUUCAGAUGGAAGGGGGAAAACGUAUCGACGUUAGAAGUGGAGCAAGGUGUCGGAAAAGCGAUCGGGGUCAAUAAUGGUGUCGCCGCGUUUGGCGUAAGUAUUCCUGGAAUGGAUGGGAAGUGUGGAAUGGUUGCCAUAAGUGAUAUCAAUGGUGGACUAAACAUUUCAAAUCUGCACGGAGAAUUGGCUCGCUAUCUCCCGCCAUACGCACGACCAGUGUUCGUCCGCGUGAUGAGAAACGAGUUGGAAACGACGGGAAGCUUCAAACUGCAAAAAAUGGAGCUACGGAAGGCAGGCUUCAGUUCGGCUUUAAUGAAUGGGGAUUUACUUUACGUUUUACAGGGUGGAAAAUACAUUCCAAUGCGGAGUGAAAUAUAUGAUGAUAUUUUACACGGGAAAUUUAGAGUUUGA